UGCAAUAUCAAAAGCUUGGAAGCUACACUUAUUGCGCGAUAAUCUCCACCCUUCCAAUUUGUCUACCAGUGUGCCUCCUCUGGAUGUACAUGGACAAAUUAUUAGUGCUCAUAGGCCAAGACCCCCAAGCUGCAGUGGUAGCUUGUAGAUACUCAAUGUGGCUCAUACCUGCACUAUUUGCCUAUGCCAUUCUUCAAUCACAAGUUCGUUUCUUUCAAUCCCAGAACUUGGUUCUUCCAAUGUUGUUCAUCUCGCUUGCAACUCUGUGUUUCCAUGUACCUGUUUGUUGGGUUUUGGUAUUUAAAUCCGGAUUAGGAAAUACAGGAGCGGCAAUGGCUAUAAGUUUCUCUUACUGGUACAAUGUGAUCUUGCUUGGAUUAUACAUGAGAUACUCAUCAUCAUGUGAGAAAACCCGCAUUCUCUACCUGAAUGAUGUUAUCUUGAGUGUCAAGGAGUUUUUUCAAUUCGCAAUUCCUUCUGCUGUAAUGGCUUGGUAACUCAGUCUUACCUAGUAACAGGAACAUGAUCCUUUUGAUUUCUCCUUUAUCAAGUUUUUUGUUUAUUCCUAAUAUGUUCCUUUCUUGUCAACAUAUGCAGUCUUGAAUGGUGGUCUUUCGAGAUUCUUGUAUUAAUGUCUGGUCUUCUACCAAAUUCAAAACUUGAAACCUCUGUUCUUUCCAUAUGCCUUUCAAGCACAUCAUUGCAUUACAACGUACCAUUUGGCAUCAGUGUAGCUGCAAGUACACGAAUUGCAAAUGAAUUAGGAGCUGGAAAUCCACUGACAGCUCAGAUAAAUUCAUUCAUUGUAGUGGCUUUAACGGUUGUGGAAACAGUCAUAGCCAGCACUAUACUUUUCUGUUGCCGCCAUAUUUUCGGAUAUGCUUACAGCAAUGAGAAGGAUGUUGUAAAUAAAGUCACAGAAAUAGUUCCCCUGAUGUGCCUUUCAAUUAUUACGGAUGGUUUACAUGCAGUAGCUUGCGGGAUCGUCAGAGGAAUUGGCUGGCAACAUAUUGGAGCCUAUGCUAAUCUUGCGGCAUAUUAUCUCAUUGGAAUUCCUGCAGGGGUUUUAUGUGGUUUUGUUUUGCACCUAAGGGGACAAGGACUCUGGGUUGGAAUGUUGACAGGGUCUAGCGUACAAGGGAUUCUUCUUGCUUUUGUGAUCGCUUUUACAAAUUGGAAGAAACAGGCAAUCGGGGCAAGGGAGAGAGUAUUCCAGGGAACAUAUGCUGAGAAUGGAUUGUACUGAAGAAGCUAUAAAGUAGGCUGGGGCUGAGAGCGCUGAGCGCUGAGGGAUACUUGCACCGUUCCAAUCCAAACAAUUCAUUCGUCGUUUUGCCUGAGGCAACCAUUUGUGCCAUUUUCUGAUAUAUAAAAUAAGCAGUCUAUCCUGGUUCUGGAAUGCAGAAAUUCUGCGUCAAUCGCAGGCAGACUUUUGGCUACACCCCUGUUUGUUUGUCUCUCGAAGUGAUUACGCUGUCCAUUGAAAUCAUUGCAGUGGUGAUUGGCAUUUGCAAAUCAUGUCUCUGUCUACAUUUUUCACAUGAUGAUGCAAUGCAAUUAAAAAAGUGUCAUGCUUUAGA
This is a messenger RNA of Theobroma cacao (cacao), 1580 nucleotides long. The record is from RefSeq and is a predicted model, not a curated record. NCBI's taxonomy places the organism in Eukaryota, Viridiplantae, Streptophyta, Magnoliopsida, Malvales, Malvaceae.